UUAAUUUAUAAACUCAUCAACUACGUAGUACUACGUUACUUCAAUAUUUCAUUAGUAAAUACAAAAAUAUGGCUCAAACAGUUGGAAGAAACAUUGCAGCACCAUUGUUGUUCCUUAACUUGAUUAUGUAUUUCAUUGUUCUUGGUUUUGCUAGUUGGUGUCUCAAUCGAUUCAUCAAUGGCCAAACCAACCACCCAAGUUUUGGUGGAAAUGGGGCAACAAUGUUCUUCUUAACGUUUUCUAUAAUGGCUGGUGUGGUGGGAAUAGUGUCAAAAUUUGCUGGUGGAAAUCACAUAAGGGCAUGGAGAAAUGAUAGUCUAGCUGCUGCUGGAGCUUCUUCACUCAUUGCUUGGGCCCUCACUGCUCUUGCCUUUGGGUUGGCUUGUAAGCAAAUCAACGUAGGAGGACACAGAGGUUGGAGACUGAGGGUGUUAGAAGCCUUCAUAAUAAUCUUAGCUUUCACUGAGCUUUUGUACGUCUUGUUGCUUCAUGCCGGGGUUUUCAGCAGCAAGUACGGCCCGGGUUACCGAGACACCGAUUACGGCCUCAGGGAGCCCGGAGUUACUACCGACCCCGGCCUCAAGACCAGUACUGCUCAUCAUGUUCCAGUUACUGCUACAUCUAGGGUUUAAAGUUUCAAUAUAAUGUAAUAUUUUAUAUAUUAUUAUAUGUAGUGUUCUGUUUCAACAUAUGAUGAUGAUCAUAUGUUGUACGUACGUAUGUUUUAUUUAUUUUGAAGUUGGGAGAAUUUAGUGUUUUUUUGUUUGUUUUGUAAAAGUAGAUAUAUAAAUAUAUUUAUGGAUUCGAUAGUAAUUAACUCUUGCAACUGUUGUGUGGA
Cannabis sativa is the source of this 838-nucleotide messenger RNA. Its product is annotated as membrane protein PM19L. Lineage: Eukaryota; Viridiplantae; Streptophyta; Magnoliopsida; Rosales; Cannabaceae. Bases 69 to 632 code for a protein of 187 amino acids. The record is from RefSeq and is a predicted model, not a curated record. The transcript has 3 exons.